Penicillium angulare is the source of this 447-nucleotide messenger RNA. Its product is annotated as SRPBCC domain-containing protein. The record is from RefSeq and is a predicted model, not a curated record. NCBI's taxonomy places the organism in Eukaryota, Fungi, Ascomycota, Eurotiomycetes, Eurotiales, Aspergillaceae. The transcript is spliced from 3 exons. The coding region runs from base 1 to 447 and encodes 148 amino acids.
AUGCCUUUCAACGAGAGUAAGAUCGAGAUCGCUGCCCCACCUGCCAAGGUGCGAGAGAUUCUGCUUGAUUUCUCAACCUACCCAGAAUGGCACACGGAGUGGAUCAAGGGCAUUGAAGUCCAGGAGACCGAGAAGACCGGCUCCUCUCUCGCAACAGAAGACAAGAUCCAAGUUAACAUCGAGGGAUUCAAGUUUGUCGCAAAAGUGCUUGAAAAUACCGAGAGCUUGUUCUCGUGGCAAGGCCCGCCAGUCUUCACCAUUGCCGGCUUGCAUAAAUUCCACAUUCAGCCUACAGAGGACGGCACAGGAACCAUUUUCACUCAGUCAGAGACAUCGAAGGGAUUCCUAUCGUUCCUUUUCAGCCCAUCAGUGUUUGGCAAAAAGAUGCAGGCUGACUAUGAAGUCUUCAACAGGGAUUUGAAAGCCCGUGCAGAGGCUUUGCGCUAA